Molecule: messenger RNA, 1864 nt
Organism: Morus notabilis
Lineage: Eukaryota; Viridiplantae; Streptophyta; Magnoliopsida; Rosales; Moraceae
Product: probable mitochondrial-processing peptidase subunit beta, mitochondrial
Exons: 9
Coding region: 140-1762 (540 amino acids)
Biological process (GO): proteolysis
Cellular component (GO): mitochondrion
Molecular function (GO): metalloendopeptidase activity; metal ion binding
Source: RefSeq, a predicted model, not a curated record
ACCACCGCAAGUGAAAUCUGUUAGAGCACCCUCUCUCUCUCUCUACGAUCUUCUCCGCAAUCACCAUUUCUCGAAUCGGCCCACUGUAAACCCUAGAAAUCCACCAGAGCUUGGUCUCGUCCCUAGCGCCAUCGGAGCCAUGCCGAUCAAGCAUCUCCUUACCACCAUAGCCCGGCGGUCCAGCAGACGGGCCGCCGUCCCCGUCCACCCCUUCCUGUCCCAAGCGGUUCGAGGCGCAUCAACCUCGCCGGCGAUCGCAACGUCGCAGUCACCGGCGCCGUCGCCUCCGCCUCCGGACGCUAUGAUCUACGAUCGCCUCGCCGAGGCCGUCAAAUCCAAGCUCCAGCAGCUCGAGAACCCCGACCCGAGGUUCCUCAAGUACGGGUCGCCCCACCCGGCCGUGACCGACCACACUCGGAUCCUGUCGGCGCCGGAGACCAAGGUCACGACGCUGGAGAACGGCCUGCGAGUCGCGACGGAGUCGAACCUCGCUGCGCAGACCGCGACGGUGGGGGUAUGGAUCGACGCCGGCUCGAGGUUCGAGAAUGAGGAGACUAACGGGACAGCGCAUUUCUUGGAGCACAUGAUCUUCAAGGGGACUGAGAGGAGGACGGCGCGCGAGCUGGAGGAGGAGAUUGAGAAUAUGGGAGGCCAUUUGAACGCCUACACUUCGAGGGAGCAGACGACGUAUUACGCCAAGGUCUUGGCCAAGGACGUCCCUAAGGCGCUCGAUAUUCUCUCUGAUAUCUUGCAGAACUCCAAGUUUGAUGAGCACAGGAUCAGUCUCGAGCGUGGUGUCAUUCUGAGGGAAAUGGAGGAGGUUGAGGGGCAAACUGAGGAAGUUAUUUUUGAUCAUCUGCACGCGACUGCAUUCCAGUACACUCCUCUUGGUAGAACAAUUCUUGGACCUGCCAAGAACAUUAAGACUAUCACCAAGGAGCAUCUCCAGAACUAUAUACAGACGCACUAUACGGCUCCCAGAACGGUCAUUGUUGCUUCUGGAGCUGUUAAGCAUGAAGAUAUUGUUGGGGCAGUAAAGAGUUCUUUUACAAAGUUGUCAUCUGAUUCAACAACAGCUUCUCAGUUAGUUGCUAAGGAACCUGCAAUUUUUACUGGCUCUGAGGUUAGAAUCAUUGAUGACGAUAUUCCUCUUGCACAAUUCGCGGUUGCUUUUAGUGGAGCAUCUUGGACGGAUCCAGAUUCCAUUGCGUUGAUGGUCAUGCAAGCUAUGUUGGGUUCAUGGAAUAAGGGCGCUGGUGGUGGAAAGCACAUGGGUUCCGAGCUGGCACAGAGGGUUGGAAUCAGUGAAAUUGCAGAAAGCUUCAUGGCUUUCAACACUAAUUACAAAGACACUGGACUUUUUGGUGUUUAUGCUGUUGCUAAGGCGGAUUGCUUAGAUGACCUGGCGUGGGCAAUAAUGCAUGAGACAACCAAGUUAGCUUAUAGAGUUUCAGAAGAGGAUGUUAUCCGUGCUCGUAAUCAGUUGAAAUCUUCUCUGCUGCUUCAUAUUGAUGGGACAAGUCCUAUAGCAGAAGAUAUUGGUCGUCAGCUACUAACAUAUGGACGGAGAAUUCCAUUUGCCGAGCUGUUUGCUAGGAUUGAUGCCGUUGACGCAAGCACCAUCAAACGUGUUGCAAACCAAUUUAUUUAUGACAGGGUGAGACAUCGCAAUCGCAGCUAUGGGUCCCAUCCAGGGUUUGCCCGACUACAACUGGUUCAGACGCAGGACCUACUGGAACAGAUACUAGUUUCUUUCAUAUAAUUUAUCUCCUCCCAACCAUUGUCCAGCGGUCUGGCUUCAGAUAUUCUGUUCCUUUUUUGGCAAUUGUUGUUCAUCAAAGCUUUCAAAGGCUGGUUUAUUUUU